AUGCUGAUGGAAGUGGAUGAGUCGAGCACAGCAUCACUAAUCGAACGUGACACAACCUUCCUGGGGCAUUCGGAAGAGCGUUUCCGAUCGAGUGGAGGACUUGACGAGGCCAAGACGUCUGUGCAGCGUGAGUCCAUCCGGGGACUGCAGGCAUUUGAGAAGCCGGGGGCGGUUUUUGCGGAGAAGUCUGCCUCUUUGAUCGAAUGCGAGCUCGAAGGAAGAUCCGGUGGCCGAAUUCUGCCAUUCGGUCUCUUUUCGGCCCUUCUGGCAUCGGGAAUGUGCGUCCACUUCUUGGACGACAUCAGUGCCGGUAAAGAUGAUGUUUUUGAGACACAUCGCGUAUGUUCCUCCACUGUCGGCCAAGAGAUGAGGGAGAUGGGUCUGGGUGCCAAUGCUGAGCGGCAAUGGGGAGGAUGUGGAGGAAAUGUGGUGUUUACAGACUGUGGAGCGGAGUCUUUGGACAUAUCGGAUAGAUUGAGCAUGAGUUCUCGCCUGCAGCUUGAAGACGAAGGCGUUGGAGGUCAAGGUGAGGUUAAAGCUGUCGAUUGUGAGGAGAUGGGUUGGGAUGCAACCCCAGGCGAUGUCGGCGCCUUCCAAAUCCCACUGCCUCUCUCCAGUUCAACCACACCCUCCGCAUCAACCUCGUGCGGUUUCGCCGCCCCGUGGACCUCAAAGACCGCUUCGUCGACCCCCAGCUCAGCCCUGGGCUUGGUCUCAAUGGGCAACUCUGGCUUGUUGAACCAUUCUGGCUGA
Molecule: messenger RNA, 753 nt
Organism: Zasmidium cellare ATCC 36951
Lineage: Eukaryota; Fungi; Ascomycota; Dothideomycetes; Mycosphaerellales; Mycosphaerellaceae
Exons: 3
Coding region: 1-753 (250 amino acids)
Source: RefSeq, a predicted model, not a curated record